This is a messenger RNA of Paramisgurnus dabryanus, 3550 nucleotides long. RefSeq names its product bone morphogenetic protein 1b (gene bmp1b). The record is from RefSeq and is a predicted model, not a curated record. Lineage: Eukaryota; Metazoa; Chordata; Actinopteri; Cypriniformes; Cobitidae. Gene Ontology annotation, molecular function: calcium ion binding; metalloendopeptidase activity; zinc ion binding. Gene Ontology annotation, biological process: proteolysis.
CCCCUUUUCCCAACUACUUCCAAAAUCCCAUCACAGGCUCUCUGCCGGCCCCGGCUCCACAUCCGCGCUCAUUCCCGUCAUGAGAUCCCUAUGGACGUGUUCGCUUGUCUUCAGUCUUCGUCUUUUAUUAACGAUCGAAGUGGAAACAGACUAUCAGACGGGUCCUGAAGAAAGUGAUGCGCUCGACUACAAGGACCCCUGCAAAGCUGCUGCUUUUCUGGGGGAUAUUGCUCUAGAUGAAGAGGACUUGCGUUUGCUUAAGUUGAACUUCAUUAAUGCUGCACUGAAAGCCUCAUCUAACCUCUCUGAAUCAGCUAACAGAUCCUCGACCAAUAGCAGUGCAGAUGGAGAGCCAGUUUUGGCCAUUCGAAGCCUCUUACGAAGAAGGAGAGCAGCCACAGCAAGGCCUGAGAGAGUCUGGCCAGAUGGCAUCAUCCCAUAUGUUAUUAGUGGCAACUUUAGCGGCAGCCAGCGAGCCGUUUUCAAGCAAGCUAUGCGACACUGGGAGAAAUAUACCUGCGUGACCUUUGUCGACAGAAGCACAGAGGAAAGCUACAUUGUCUUUACCAUCCGGCCAUGUGGAUGCUGUUCAUUCGUAGGAAGGAGAGGGGGAGGUCCACAGGCCAUCUCUAUUGGGAAAAAUUGUGACAAGUUUGGCAUCGUGGUGCACGAACUCGGACACGUCAUUGGCUUCUGGCAUGAGCACACGCGACCUGACCGAGACGAACAUGUUGACAUAUUUAGAGAAAACAUUCAGCCAGGUCAGGAGUACAACUUCAUAAAGAUGGAGUCUGAUGAUGUAGAUUCCUUGGGCGAGGUUUACGACUUUGAUAGCAUCAUGCAUUAUGCGAGAAACACCUUUUCCAGGGGCAUCUAUCUUGAUACCAUGCUGCCGAAGUACGACGUCGAUGGAGUCCGUCCACCCAUCGGACAGCGUACGAGAUUGAGCAAAGGAGACAUCGCUCAAACACAAAAACUCUACAAGUGUCCAAGAUGUGGAGAGAGCCUUCAAGACAGCACUGGAAACUUCUCCUCCCCUGGGUUUCCGAACGGAUAUGCUGCAUAUCUUCAUUGCAUAUGGAGGAUAUCUGUCACGCCUGGUGAGAAGAUCAUUCUUAAUUUUACUUCAAUGGAUUUGUACAGAAGUCACCUGUGCUGGUACGACCACAUCGAGAUCCGUGAUGGAUAUUGGAGAAAUGCACCCUUGAUAGGCCGUUUUUGUGGAGACCAGCUUCCUGAAGCCAUUGUGUCCACUGACAGUCGACUCUGGAUUGAAUUUCGCAGCAGUAGUAAUUGGGUUGGAAAAGGCUUUUCUGCCAUCUAUGAAGCUAUUUGUGGAGGAGAGGUGGAAAGAGACAGUGGACAGAUCGAAUCGCCCAAUUACCCCGACGACUAUCGGCCCAAUAAAUUGUGUAUAUGGAAGAUUAUGGUGCCUCAGGGUUUCCACGUGGGCCUCAGCUUUCAGUCAUUUGAGAUUGAGAAACAUGAUAACUGUGCCUAUGACUAUCUGGAAGUGAGAGAUGGAGAUUCAGAGAGCAGUCCUCUCCUGGGUCACUUCUGUGGGUACGAAAAACCAGACGACAUCAAGAGCAGCUCCAAUCAACUGUGGAUGAAGUUCGUCUCUGAUGGCUCGGUAAACAAAGCUGGAUUUUCGGCCAGUUUCUUCAAAGAGAUUGACGAAUGUUCCCGACCUGAUAAGGGGUUUUGCGAGCAACGUUGUGUCAACACGCUAGGUAGUUUCUACUGCGCUUGUGAACCCGGGUUUGAGCUUUCCCCCGAUCGCCGGAGCUGUACAGCAGCUGCCUGUGGUGGAUUCAUGACCAAUCUUAACGGUUCCUUCACAAGUCCAGGAUGGCCACAGGAAUACCCCCCGAACAAGAACUGCGUGUGGCAGCUCAUUGCACCCGCGCAAUAUCGAAUCACGCUGCUUCUCGACGCCUUUGAGAUCGAAGGCAAUGAUGUUUGCAAGUAUGACUAUGUUGAGGUGCGAAGUGGUUUGUCCAAUGACGCAAAGCUUCAUGGGAAAUUCUGUGGCACAGAGAAACCAGAGGCGAUCACGUCACAGGCCAACAGCAUGCGUGUCGAGUUCAAAUCAGACAAUACUGUGUCCAAGAGAGGCUUCAGAGCUUACUUCUUUUCUGAUGUGGAUGAGUGUUCACGGGAAAAUGGAGGCUGCCAACAUGAGUGUGUAAACACUUUUGGGAGUUACAGCUGUCAGUGUCGAAGCGGCUUUGUAUUGCACAGCAACAAACACGACUGCAAAGAAGUGGGCUGUGACCAGGUCAUUACCAGUGUCUCUGGUAUCAUCACGAGUCCAAACUGGCCUGAUAAAUACCCCAGCAAGAAAGCCUGCACCUGGACGCUGUCCACUACACCGGGCCACCGCAUUAAACUCGCUUUCGUUGAGAUUGCCAUGGAAGCACAUGAGGAAUGUGCCUAUGACCACUUGGAGAUAUAUGAUGGCCAAAACAGCAGGGCACCAAGUUUUGGGCGCUUUUGUGGCGGUAAGAAACCUUCACCGGUGAUUUCCAGCGGCAACAGUAUGUUCCUGCGAUUCUUCUCGGAUAGCUCGGUACAGAAGAGAGGUUUUAAGGCUUCUCAUUCAGCAGAGUGUGGUGGUAGUUUAAAGGCGGAAAUAAAGACCAUGGACCUAUAUUCCCACGCUGCAUUCGGCGACAACAAUUACCCCGGAGCGUCAGAUUGCCAAUGGGUGAUUUCUGCGGAGAAAGGCUACGGGGUUUCGAUCAUCUUCAACACCUUUGAGAUCGAAGAGGAAGCUGACUGCGGCUAUGACUACGUCGAGUUGUUUGAUGGGGCUGAUGUCAAAGCACCAAGGCUGGGCCGCUACUGUGGUUCUGGGCCACCAGAGGAGAUCUUUUCAGCCGGCGAUGCCAUCGUCAUCAAAUUUCAUUCGGACGACACCAUCAACAAGAAAGGUUUUCAUGUUCGUUUCACAAGCACUAAGUUUCAGGACACCUUGCAUACAAGUAAAUGAACAUCAAAGGCAACCUUGCGGCUCCAAUAUUUUCAAUUUGCCUGAUGCCAUCUGGGGCCCUCCUUAUUUCCCCCCAUAAGUGGAAAUGUAGUGGUGCCGAACCCUUAUAUAGCCUUCAGCUAUAGUAAGCAGAGAGAACAAGCUUUUGAUGGAAGGAUACGGCAGCCGAUUGUUCCCCAAACCAUCCAUUGAAAACUCUUUGAAAUGAAAAAUCUGACUGGCUAUACAUUCUCAGUAUGGAGUGAUUGUGCAAUGAUUUGCAUCAAAGAUGUAUUAGAUGGAUGUCUCCAAUGCCAGCAUCUAAAAUUUUGACUAUUUUAUUAUAAAAGUAAAUUCAUAAAUCACAAUGGUAAUGACGUUUGGUAUUGUACUGUAUAUAUUAUGACAGUAAUUAUAUAUUUGGUAAAAGCAAUCCCAGCACAUUUCCUUGCGUGAGAGUUGUAAAUGUUUAUUCAGACUGCUUUGAUUUAAAUUAUGACUAGAAAUUGUUCAUCUGAAGUUGAUAAAUGGGAAAACAAACGUGUUAAUAAACUAAUAAACAUUGUUUGAGAUGAA